Messenger RNA from Vanrija pseudolonga, 2241 nucleotides. It is a transcript of the gene res2, whose product is annotated as Cell division cycle-related protein res2/pct1. Gene Ontology annotation, molecular function: DNA binding; transcription regulator activity; protein binding. The record is from RefSeq and is a predicted model, not a curated record. The transcript is spliced from 5 exons. Lineage: Eukaryota; Fungi; Basidiomycota; Tremellomycetes; Trichosporonales; Trichosporonaceae. Bases 1 to 2241 code for a protein of 746 amino acids. Gene Ontology annotation, cellular component: MBF transcription complex; SBF transcription complex.
AUGCCCAAGAAACCAGCCGCGGGUGGUGAAGCUGGGCCAAACACGAUUUACAAGGCCACAUACAGACCCGUGUAUGAAUUCAUCUGUCGCAAUGUCGCCGUGAUGCGACGGAGGUCGGAUGCGUACCUCAACGCAACGCAGAUCCUCAAAGUCGCUGGCUUUGACAAGCCGCAGAGGACAAGAGUGCUCGAGCGCGAGGUCCAAAAGGGCGAGCACGAAAAGGUGCAGGGAGGUUACGGAAAAUACCAAGGAACAUGGGUGCCGAUUGAACGAGGACUGGCCCUCGCCAAACAAUACAAUGUCGAGGACUUGCUGCGCCCCAUCAUCGACUUUGUACCCACGUCGGUUUCACCGCCCCCUGCGCCAAAGCAUGCAGUGGCCCCUCCCACGAAACGUAUCAAGGACAACAAGCUGGGCAAGGAUGCAUUCGCCGGCAAGGGUUCCCCAGUCCAGUCACGCAAGGUCGAUCGUCGCGACGUUACCCCGGACUCGGUUGGCCUCUCCAACGGCUCGGAUUCCCCUGGUGCAAUGUCGGAAUCGGCCACUCCAUCACCACUAGUCGGAUCCAAGCGCCUGCCCACCGUCCCCGAGUCGACGCGAAGCGACAGCAUGGACGUUGACAACUACGGCCAGAACGGCAUGGGUGAGCCAUCCCGAAAGCGCACCGCGGCCAUGAUGGACGACGAGGACGACUAUGACCAGCUCCGCCGAGCCCGGGGGAACAGCGCCGUUCACACGCCGCCACCCGGCAGCCCGCGCGGUUAUGGUGGCAUGGAGCAGCCGCUCACUCAAGACGAGUACAACGACAUCAUCCUCAAUUACUUUGUCUCCGAGUCGACGCAGAUCCCGUCCGUGCUCACCAACCCGCCUUACAACUGGGACCCCAAUGGCGUGAUCGACGACGACAAUCAUACGGCCUUGCACUGGGCCGCCGCCAUGGGGCGAACGCGCGUGAUCAAGCUCUUGCUGUCGGCCGGGGCCCAAAUGUUCAACAAGAACAACCUCGAGCAGACGCCCCUCAUGCGCAGCGUCAUGUUUACCAACAACUACGACCUGCGAAAGUUCCCAGAGGUGUUUGAGCUUCUGCACCGCAGCACAUUGAACAUUGACAAGCAAAACCGCACCGUCUUCCAUCACAUUGCGAAUCUUGCGCUCGUCAAGGGCAAGACACAUGCCGCCCGGUACUACAUGGAGGUCAUCUUAUCGCGUCUCUCCGACUACCCGCAGGAGCUGGCCGAUGUCAUCAACUUCCAGGACGAGGACGGCGAGACCGCCCUCACCCUGGCUGCGCGAGCCCGCUCAAAGCGGAUUGUCAAGGCUCUGUUGGACCACGGUGCCGACCCCAAGAUCCGUAACCGUGACUUCAAGUCGGCCGAGGACUACAUCCUCGAGGAUGAGCGUUUCAGGUCUUCACCCGACAUGAUGAUCUCACGCACGCUCCCUGCAACGAGCACAGUCCGCAACCCCAACUCGCUCGGCGCCGGCGCGUUCAGCAACUACCACCCUCAGCUGUACACCUCGGACGCAGCCAAGCUCGCUGGCGGCCAGUACCUUUCCGACAUCUCGUCGCACCUGCAAUCUCUUGCGCGUUCGUUUGACGCCGAGCUGUUGGCCAAGGAGCGCGACGUGCUGCAGGCCAAGGCCAUGCUGACGAGCAUCCACUCGGAGAUCAAUGAGGCGGGGCGCGCAUUGCACAACCUCAACGAGCAAGUCAAGCCCCUCGAGGCCCGCGACUCCGAGCUCGAUGCUCUGACAGAAAAGCUUCAAACGCGCUUGACUGCAGGCCUCGCACGGGACUGCGAGCGGUGGCUCCAGAGCGACACUGAGCGGGAAAAGCGAUGGCGCGCUGGAGACGACCCGGCCCAGGCUGGCGAGGACUACAGCGAUCUCGACGCGUUGACCAAGGUGUCCGGGGACGCGGCCGCUGAGGAGGAGAAGCUCCGCAGGGAGAUUGAGGAGAAGCGGAAGAAGCGAGCCGCGCUGGCGACAAGGCUGGUGAAGGCACAGACUGAGGCUGGCACGACUGAGAAGAUGGCUCAGUACCGACGACUGAUCGCCGCCGGGUGUGGUGGCGACGUCGGGCCGGCUGAGAUUGACACGGUGGUCGACACUCUCCUCGAGUCGCUGGAGAACGAGACUGGGCAGACGCCAACACCACGGCCUGCACCUGCGCUGCCUUCUGUCGCACCCCCGGCUGCGGCGGCGCCACCACCACCAAACCGGCCCACAUGGAAGGUGUAG